ACUUUCUUUGAAGCACACCUUUGACCAACACCACCUAUGCACCCUUAUAUAUAAAGCCUCGUACAACUUGAUCAUUUUAUAACUUUAUCCAUUAUAGCAUUCUAGUUACACCUAAACAAAAAACAAACACAAACACAAACACCCUUUUUGUUAUUGUUUGAAAUAGUUUCAACAAAAACAAAGGUUAUGAUGAAGAACAAAAGGAUAAACAAAAGGGAUAAAAAAGAGAUCAAAGUAACAUAUAUUUCAAGUCCCGUGAAGGUGAAGACUAAUGCUUCAAAUUUUAGAGCUCUUGUGCAAGAGCUAACUGGCCAAGACUCUAAUGUUGCGGAAAUUACAACUAUGCCCUUGGAAGAAAAAGAUUGUGUUAUUGAUGAGAGAAUAUUGGAUAAGGGUGCUUCUUCAACUAAUCAUAUGCCUCAAGACUAUAAUUUGCAUCAACAUACCUUUUUGAAGGCUGAUUAUAGUGAGUUUCUUUCAAGAUCCUUGGUGGAACCGUUAAGCCAACACCUUCAAUAUGAUUUGUUGAGCUUAGAUAUGUCCUAAGGUUUUAUUAUUAAUUCUAUACAUAUAAUUAUUUUAUAUGAAAUUAUAUUUGCUUUUUAGUAUGCUUUUUUGGUAGUACCUUACUUAUUUAUGCAUAAUUAAUUAUUGAAAUAUUAUAGCUCUGAUGUAAAAAAGUAUCCAAACUCAUUCCUAACGGUGUUGAAAUUGACAGAUCAAA
Cicer arietinum (chickpea) is the source of this 724-nucleotide messenger RNA. RefSeq lists its product as uncharacterized. The record is from RefSeq and is a predicted model, not a curated record. Lineage: Eukaryota; Viridiplantae; Streptophyta; Magnoliopsida; Fabales; Fabaceae.